AUGACUGCCAGGUCUUUAUGGAGCCUAUCUUUGCUAUUAUUAGGUCCUAUCCUGCCCCUGUGGGGAACUCAAAUUUCCUGCUUAAAUGAAGAUGGCAAGCCAGUGGACUGGUAUAUUCUUUACAAAUUUCCAAAGCAUAUGAGGCGUGAUGGUGAUGCUGGAAGUGGGCUAGAAUACAUGUUUAUGGAUUCUGUGACUCCAGCCUGGAAACUAAGUAAAUAUUUCAUCAAUAUGACAGCAUGUGCUCUGGGGCAAACAUUACAGCAGCUCUAUGAAACUUAGAAGGCCAAGAAGAACACCACUGCUUUUGUGAUAUACAAUGAUGAACCACCUAACAAAAUGAACUACAGCUGGACACAUGGCCAUUCUAAAGGGUUUCUACUUUUGGACCAAUACCAAGGUUUCUAGGUUAUACAUAGUAUUCCUAAAUUCCCUCCAUUUCCUAAAGAUGGUUAUGGAUAUCUACCCACUGGAAAAACCUAUGGACAGUCUGUGAUCUGCCUAACAUUCCAAUAUGAUCAGUUUCUGGAAAUAGACAAACAACUGUUGUGCUACAAUCCAAAUAUCUACACUUGCUCCAUCGCAGAGAUCUUUCACGCCAGGCUGUUCAAUCUGCAACUGCUAUGUAGCGGAUCGAAGCUGCCUCCGGGCCCUUGGAAACAACACCUCACUGAGCUUUACUCCGCUCAGGAACAAACUGUCCUCAGCUUUGCUAAAACACGCAAGGAUCACGAAGAUAUCUACGUCACCUGGAUGGCUCAGAAACUGCAAACAGAUUUUCUAGUGGAGUCCUGGCAACAUAUGGGUCAUGCACUUUUCUCAAAUUGCUCUCUUCCUUAUCACGUCUAUAAUAUAAAACUAAUCCAGACACCAUGGAAUUCCUCCUUCUCCUCCUAUCAUGAUAAUGCUAAGUGGUGUGUUUCUCAGCACCUUCAAGACCAAUGGACAUGCUUUGGAGACCUCAAUCAUACAGCUGAGCAGGCUAAGAAAAGUGGUGGUUUUCUCUGCAUCCAGAAUCAGUAUAUUUACAAAGCAUUCAGGUCACUGGUUCUUCGCUAUUAUGACGGCCAUCCUUCACAAGCUUACACAGAAAUUACAUAG
Varanus komodoensis (Komodo dragon) is the source of this 1101-nucleotide messenger RNA. RefSeq names its product deoxyribonuclease 2 beta (gene DNASE2B). The transcript is spliced from 6 exons. Gene Ontology annotation, molecular function: deoxyribonuclease II activity. The record is from RefSeq and is a predicted model, not a curated record. Lineage: Eukaryota; Metazoa; Chordata; Lepidosauria; Squamata; Varanidae. Gene Ontology annotation, biological process: apoptotic DNA fragmentation.